This is a messenger RNA of Pristis pectinata (smalltooth sawfish), 2836 nucleotides long. RefSeq names its product VPS52 subunit of GARP complex (gene vps52). Gene Ontology annotation, biological process: Golgi to vacuole transport; endocytic recycling; lysosomal transport. Lineage: Eukaryota; Metazoa; Chordata; Chondrichthyes; Rhinopristiformes; Pristidae. The transcript is spliced from 20 exons. Gene Ontology annotation, molecular function: syntaxin binding. Gene Ontology annotation, cellular component: GARP complex. The record is from RefSeq and is a predicted model, not a curated record. Bases 15 to 2111 code for a protein of 698 amino acids.
CGGAUGUGGCCGUCAUGGCGACGGAGGGGGAGAGGAGUCAGGCGGCAGGCAACGAGCUGAUCCUGGGUGAACUGGACAUAACCUCCGACGAGUUUAUCCUUGAUGAAGUAGACACACACAUACAAGCCAACCUCGAGGACGAACUAGUGAAAGAAGCAUUAAAGACGGGUGUUGAUCUGAGGCACUACUCCAAGCAGGUGGAGACGGAGCUACAGUGCAUCGAACAUGCCUCCAUUAAAGACUACAUCAAGGAGAGUCAGAAUAUCGCCAGCCUGCACAACCAGAUCACAGCCUGUGACACCAUCCUGGAGAGAAUGGAGCAGAUGCUCAGCACCUUCCAGUGUGACCUGAGCAGCAUCAGCUGCGAGAUCCAGACCCUGCAGGAGCAGUCCAUCGCCAUGAACAUCAAGCUGAAGAACCGGCAGUCCGUGCGCAGCGAGCUCAGCCAGCUGGUCGACGAGCUCGUUGUGCCCAACACCAUGAUCGCCAUCAUAUUGGACACCCCUGUGACCGAACAGCAGUUUCUGGAGCAGCUCCAUGAGCUCAAUAAUAAGAUCAAUUAUGUUAAGGAGCAGUCCUUCAAGGAGACCUUGGCUUGUUCCGAUGUGCAGGACAUCCUGGACCGCCUCAAGAUUAAGGCUGUUUCGAAGAUCCGGGAAUUUAUUCUCCAGAAGAUCUACUCGUUCCGCAAGCCAAUGACCAACUAUCAGGUUCCUCAGAACGCACUGCUGAAGUACAGGUUUUUCUACCAGUUCCUCCUGGCGAAUGAGCGGCAUGUGGCGAAGGAGAUCCGGGAUGAGUACGUCGACACCAUGAGCAAAAUCUACCUGUCGUACUUCAAGUCCUACAGCAGCCGGCUGAUGAAAGUGCAGUAUGAAGAGGUGGCCGACAAGGAUGAUCUGAUGGGAGUGGAGGACACAGCGAAGAAAGGCUUUUUCUCCAAACCAUCGCUGAAAAACAGGAACACUAUUUUCACCUUGGGGAACCGUGGUAAUGUGAUCAUGUCGUCGGAACUGGAAGGACCCAUCAUCGUGCCUCACGCAGCACAGAAGAACGACACUCGGUAUCCCUUCGAGAGUCUGUUUCGCAGCCAACACUACGCCCUCCUCGAUAACAGCUGCCGUGAAUACCUCUUCCUUUGUGACUUCUUCAUGGUGACUGGGAACUCUGCUCAAGAUCUCUUCAACGCCAUCAUGGGCAAAACUCUCACCAUGUUCUUGAAACACAUGGACACCUACGUUGCAGAUUGUUUUGACAGUAUUGCAGUCUUCCUGUCCAUUCACAUCAUCCUCCGCUUCAAGACCAUCAUGGCAAAGCGAAACGUCCCUGCUGUCGAUAAGUACUGGGAUACUCUGCUGGAAAUCCUGUGGCCAAGGUUCGAGUACAUCCUGGAGCUGAACAUUCAGAGCAUCCGCAACACGGACCCACAGAGACUGGGCGCCCUCGACACCCGGCCACACUACGUCACCCGAAGGUACGCAGAGUUCUCAUCAGCGAUCGUCAGCAUCAACGAAACGUACCCCAAUGAGAAGACACACAAUCUGCUUGCACAGCUACAGGUGGAGGUGGAGAACUUUGUGCUGCGGAUGGCAGCGGAGUUCGCUUCCCGGCGGGAGCAGCUGAUAUUCCUCAUUAACAACUAUGACAUGAUGCUGGGUGUUCUAAUGGAGCGGGCAACUGACGACAGCAAGGAGGUGGAGAGUUUCCAACAGCUGCUCGGUGCCCGGACUCAGGAGUUCAUUGAGGAGAUGCUGUCGCCGCCGUUCGGAGGGAUGAUCGCGUUCGUGAAGGAGGCAGAGAUCCUGAUGGAGAAGGGGCAGACGGACAAGCUGAAGUGUGAGGAGGGGCGAGUGGUGCAGCUGGUCCGUGGAUUUGCGGCCACUUGGAAGCAGUCGGUGGAAAACCUGAGUCAGGAUGUGAUGAGGUCCUUCACCAACUUCAAAAACGGCACCGGCAUCAUCCAGGGAGCCCUGACACAGCUGAUCCAGUACUACCACCGCUUCCACAAGGUGCUGGCACAGCCCCCGUUCAGGAACCUGGCUGUCCGCUCCGACCUCAUCAACAUCCACCACCUCAUGGUCGAGGUGAAGAAGCACAAACCCAACUUCUGAGCCCGCACACCUCCUCUCCUCCUCUGUCACAUUCCCUGUCCCCUCCCCUCCCCUCCCCGUGCCCUUUCACCCUCCCCCCCCCCCCCCCCGGCAAACGGUGCAGGUGCCUGUACUCCUUCCCCUCUCCCACCCCCCCUCCUCUCAUGACCCCACCUGCCCUGUCCCACACCUUCCCUCUUGUGGCUCCGUCCCGUGAUCCCCCCUGUCUUCACCCUGUCUCUCCCUCCCUCCCUCGACCCAUUCUCUCCCCCUCAGCCUCACUCUCCUAUUGCCACCCCUCUGAUUUCUGCACUGCCCCCCUCUCAUUCCCUCCGACCCCCUCCCCUGUGUGCACUGCACUUUAGGGACAGAGAGGUCUGGUGACAGGACUGAGUAGAGCAGCUGCAAGGAACAGUUGGCCCAAAGAGCCGACUGCAGCAACAUUUCAAUUCUGUCAGUCUGCCUGUCACGGGACCGGGAUAAUUUGUACGUGUGUAAGUAAUCUGUCGGUUGGGAGAAUUCAGGAUGUGGGUGCAGAAUGUGGGGCUGGUAACGUGCUAAACCUGGGUCCCAGCGGUGACUGAAUGUUCAGCUGUGCCCCCAAACUCUCCGCAUUAACCCAGAGUCCAGUGCACUAGGACCGGACUCGGCACAAGCCUCACGGUGUUUGAUGGGAGCCACAACGGGCAGGGAAUCAGCCUGAAUUCUCCCAGUGAAUGUGCACGAAUUAAAACAAUGGAACCAAG